AUGUCGCGAUCGAAUAACGACACGAUCUCACAGAACUUGUUCCGCAUCUAUCACGAUGUAUUAGAACAGAGUCUUUCUUGCUGGAUAGCCGAAGAAACAUGUCCAUACACGGAUAAGCGCAGCAUGCGAGUGACGCAGGGCCGAUCCCCCCGAUGGAUGGCGGAAGAGCAGGGCACUACCUGGUCCAACAGAAUAUACUCCCGUGUUAUCCGGUUCGACCGAUAUGCUCGCUCGGUAGGUUUGAUUCGGCUAACUGCGAGGGAGAACCAAGCGGCUACCAAGUCAUUACACCUCGCCAUCAUGGCCUUUACCAGUCAAUGGGCUCAGGGCAGUCGUCGUGAACGGGAGCAAUACGCGCCAGCGUCGGAGGGGCUAAAUGCGGAUGACUUGGUGCAAGAGUUUGAUCGCAACAUCCAAAUUUCGUUAUGGGAGCAGGCGAAGGAGGCGCUGAAAAACACGUCUGGCAUAGAGUGCUUCAGGGUUGCCUGUGCCGAGCUUAUUUUCGGACUUUGCCAAAAACCAUGGGAUUUCGAAGAUAUCGAGCCCAUGGACCGUUUCGAAACUCGGCCGCGAGAUGUCCGUGGGGCCAAUAACGACACUACCUCCCUGGCGGCAAGACUUGACGCUGUCAUAGCCAAAGAUGGUACCCCUACUCACAUGGAGAACGCGGCUCGCAAGGCACAUGCAAUAAAGUUCCGCUGGGAUGCUCAACGACGAGGCUUAACAACUGGUGGUCAAGUGAGCGAAGAGAGCAGACAGACAGCAGAUUCACUAAGUACGGAUGAACAGCAGCAUGAAAAGACCGUGGGUCUAGUAUAUUGGCUUGCUGUUAUGUUCGAUACCGUCUCUUCGUCAACGCACGAGAGACCGGUUGUUGUGGCGGAUGAGGACUCUCAGCACUGUAACGCAUCUGCUUCUACCGACACGUCAACCGAUAACACCUCACCGAGAUCCAGCGAGAGCGGCCUAUCCAUUCGACGAUGGUCGACGCCGCUUUUCAUCCAGGACGAUCCCGAGAGGCCAAUGUAUAUGCCACACUGGCCAUGCUCUUACGAAGCCGCUGCCGAGGCCGUAACCCGAUCUUGCUCAGUUAAGGUCUUACUCCACCGGCACGUUUCAUGGUUGCAGAACGCGAUUCGAAGGGGGGACUGCCCCGAAUCCAUAGAGGGCAUUAUCCAGGGUACCGUGUUGCUCUACCGAUACUGGAACACGACGUACGGGCCGUUCUUUAAGGACCUCGUCCGAGAUUUCCCCUCUGUACCGCCCCGAAUCCAGAGCUGGUCAUUUUGCUUAUCGUCGCACUGGCAUUUGGCAGCCUUCAUCUUUGCUGACCUACUUGACUUUGUUGACAAGAACCAGUUGGGUAGUACAGAAGCCAGCCAAACCCGUAUACAGAUUAGUGUGGCGGAGAGAAUCCGGAAAGCUAGCGCCAAUGAGAUAUCCGACCUAGCCAAAGUUUCCGUGCCAUCGGAGGCAACCGACUCGACGCACUGCAACACCACCACACCUCAGUCCCAGUCCCAGCCCCAGUCCAUGCCGCCACCCGACUUCCAUUUUGCCGUCAACAAGUGCACGAUUCUCACCGAGCCAUGGACCAUGCUCAUUAUUAGAGGCUUCACGAAAGCAGGAGCUAUUCAUAUUGCACGAGCACAAGACUUGUGGCAGGCGAGGGUGACAGAUCCGGGAUAUGAAACUCACCGAUUAAACUCCCAAGCCCUUAUCUUCUCCGGCAGAACGCCUAUUGCUGUGGCGCCCUAUGAUCUCCUGUCCGCGACGACUAUGUCAACAAUCGGAAACGAGGUUGUAGGCGCUGCCUGCGAGGCUAAUCUACGGGCACUCCAACAAACCUUUAACGCCACCUGCCGCACUGGUACUCCCAGUACAUCUAACAGCGUCGAGUUUCAAUCCCAGUUCGCCCGCUUUCUCAAGAGCUUCAGCAUCCCCCGGUGUCCCUCUCCCCCAACUCUAACCUUGGCGACUGGUGUUAGGUCCAUGGGUCUCAUCGCCGCCCUCGCCACCAGGCAGGUGGUUAUCUUGAUAUCUCCUGGCCUGGAUACGCCUCCUUAG
Scedosporium apiospermum is the source of this 2067-nucleotide messenger RNA. RefSeq lists its product as uncharacterized. The transcript is spliced from 4 exons. Lineage: Eukaryota; Fungi; Ascomycota; Sordariomycetes; Microascales; Microascaceae. The record is from RefSeq and is a predicted model, not a curated record. Bases 1 to 2067 code for a protein of 688 amino acids.